AUGUAUGCACUGUACUUUGUCUGCCUUGGACUGCUGUAUGUGGUGUAUGAACGUCUCGUUCUCUCGUCUUUGAGUAAAGUGCCGGGACCUGCGAUUGCCGCCACCACCCGUCUCGUCUUGAUGUAUUAUGAAUUCACUCGGCGCCGACGACGCUGGAUCCACGCCCUACACAAGAAGUAUGGUCCUAUUGUGCGCAUAGCGCCAGACGAAAUAUCCUUUGCAACCUGGGACGCGGCGAAAGAGAUCUAUGUCUCGGAAGGCAGCGGCUACGAUAAAACGCUGUUCUAUAAGUUAUUCGACAAUUACGAGACAGAAUGCAUGUUUUCGACCUUAGAUAGAGCUCCUCAUGGUGAACGCAGAAAGCGCAUUGCAGACAGAUACAGCAAGACGUUCAUUAUGCAACCUGAUGUUAUUAGCGGUGUACAAGAGAGAGCUGAACAAUUUGUAGCCAAAUGUACAGAAAAACCGGGAUCAGAAGCAGUCGACGUCUAUAUCUAUCUUCACUGUUACGCUAUCGACUGCAUCACGUACCACUUAUUUGAUCCUCAUGGGUUGAACUCUCUGGCAGAUGCGUCUGACCUCAUGAAGGUCAAAGAGUUGUCACACCAUGACAACCUCAAAGAUUCAUACAUGCAAUAUUACUUCACCGAACUCUUCCGCUACACCGCCAGCUUUUCCCGGCGGGUAGAUCGUUCGAAGCGCAUUGCCGCACAGAUCAUCAACAUCGCCCGGCGUAGUGAUAUCGCAGAGCAUACGGUCUUAUACAGGCUGCAGACGCACGAAGACAAGCUCGACACGCGUUCAAUCGCAUCGGAGCUCCUGGACCAUACCCUUGCAGGCCUGGACACCACCGGAGACGGGCUGUGCUUCCUGAUGCACCAACUCUCGUUACCCGCUUCUGCGGCAAUCCAGGAGAAGCUGCGCCUCGAGCUGACAGAAAACACGAGCAUGCCGAUUGACGACCUGCCAUACCUCGACGCAGUGGUGAAGGAGGGCUUGCGGUGCUUCUCGCCCAUCCCAAUGAGUCUGCCGCGCAAGGUACCGCGCGGUGGGCGGACGAUUGGUGAUAUCUUCCUCCCGGAGGAGACGAUCGUGAGCUGUCAGGCAUACACAUUGCACAGAAUUGACGAGAAGGUCUUCCCCAACCCUGACAACUUCGUCCCCGAGCGGUGGUUGGAGUCUGAGGGCAACAUCGAGCGCAAUCAGCUCCUGCUCGCGUUCUCGACAGGCGGCCGUGGCUGUAUAGGGAAGCACCUAGCCCUUCUUGAGAUGAAAAUGUUGCUGAGGGAAACAUACUCCUCUUACCGAACGUCGGUGGCAUCGGAGAUGGCAGCAUCGAUGGACGUGGAUGACCAAGUGAUCGCCUCGCGACCAAUUGGACGAACGUGCUUGCUCAAGUUCGAGAAGAUCAUGUAGAGAUACAAGCUCCACCUACUUAUGUGUGUACUAUACACCAUAUCUAGGCAUCACAUCUUCCUACUGGACAACGCCAACAACAAGGCUUCUACCCCUCACGGCUAUUCACACGCUUCAUUCCGACCGCGAAACCUUUUCCCACACCGCUGAGAGGCUUAAUGGAGCAUCGGGUAUUUCUUCGGGCGGUGAUAAAUUACUUUCUGUCUCCUUUGGUUGUCAUUUGACCGGCGCGCGGGUAAGAUUAUGCGUACCCUUCGCUAUACACAUGCUCUUAGAAGCAACCCCU
Messenger RNA from Postia placenta MAD-698-R-SB12, 1702 nucleotides. RefSeq lists its product as hypothetical. The record is from RefSeq and is a predicted model, not a curated record. The coding region runs from base 1 to 1416 and encodes 471 amino acids. Lineage: Eukaryota; Fungi; Basidiomycota; Agaricomycetes; Polyporales; Adustoporiaceae. Gene Ontology annotation, molecular function: heme binding; monooxygenase activity; oxidoreductase activity, acting on paired donors, with incorporation or reduction of molecular oxygen. The transcript has 6 exons.